AUGGAAACGAAUCAUCCAACGGCCACAUCGUCUUCUGGAGUAACAGAUGAUAUCACUAGAGUAGAAACAAAUGACAAACAUAGUCCAGGGAAGGACGAUAAUGCUGGUAGUAAUGUUAAAUCAUUAUUGAAUUCUGAUCCUGCAUCAGCUGAAUCCAUGCCAGCUAAAUAUCAAGUGACUUUAAGAUCACAGAUUAUGGAAGAAUUCGGAAUUAACCCUGAGAGUGUAGCAGAUAAAGAUAAUAUAGAUUCAGAUGCAUUUAAUACCCUUGUACAGAUACGACUCAUUAAAGAGAGGAAAAUGAUUGAGACUACUAGGAAAAAUAAUUUAACAAUGUUAAGUGAUUUAGUAGAUAAAUGUAUUGCAAGCGAUAAAUUUGAUGAAGCGAAUAUUAAUAAAUUAUUAGAUAUUAUUAUAGAGAAAAGGAUCACAAGUUCAUCUGUAAGAUCAAGACAAGAAUCAUUAAUGUCACCAAUGGUAAAGAAAAGAAGAAUACAAUCCCCACAUAUGUCAGCUACGAAACAAAACACCGAAUAUCGUGGACCAAAUUCAGAUUUACAUGCUAUUAAUGAAACAGAUGUUGGACAAUCCGAAACUGAACAAUUUCAAUCUGUAGCGCAAUCAUAUAAAUUACCUGUACCACCACAAACUGCAUUACAUCAACAAAACACUGGAAAUGCCGCUGGUGGUAAUGUAUGGGCGUCUCAGUAUCAAAAUCCUGCAUUACAACCACCUUAUAUGUAUCAAACAGGUGCUACCGGAAAUAUGCAAGGAAACUUAGGACCUCCUGCACAUUUAAUAAAUGAUCCAUAUUAUCAACAGCAAAGUAUGAUGACUUCGGGAUACGAUCCUCAAAUGGCCAAACAAUAUUUGGAACCACCACAAUUCGUACAGAACUAUCUGCAAAAUGGUUAUUACCAACCUAAUGGUAGAGUAAUGGCCGGUAUGAAUGAACAUGCAUAUCAGGGAAUGCCACAGAGUCAUGCCACAUCUAUGGGCCAACAGCAUUCACCUUAUAGAGGCAACGUAGCGAGUGUGUCUGGCCCACCUGGGCGGAAAGGUCAUAGGAGGACUCAAAGUGCAAUUGUCUCUAUGCCAAAUGAACUGAAGUCCCCUAGUCGUAGUGCACCUCAAAGACCAGUGAAUUUCUUAAUACAUACACCAAAGCAUCCUCCACCAACGUAG
This is a messenger RNA of Maudiozyma barnettii, 1185 nucleotides long. It is a transcript of the gene POG1, whose product is annotated as Pog1p. NCBI's taxonomy places the organism in Eukaryota, Fungi, Ascomycota, Saccharomycetes, Saccharomycetales, Saccharomycetaceae. The record is from RefSeq and is a predicted model, not a curated record. Bases 1 to 1185 code for a protein of 394 amino acids. The transcript has a single exon.